GCCAAUCACACGCCGCCGUUGCCAACGCCUUGUGCCGCCAAUUCCGCCCGUUUUUACCCUGUGGGCAGUUGGACGGCAAUUUGACUCUGCCAUUCUCUAGUCGAUCGAUGUAUCCGCUGCCGUCCCAGCAUGGCCAUGUGCGGGAGUCAUCCACGAGCCUGCCCAAUGCCAACAACAUAUCGACUCGCACUCGCUUUCAACUCGAUGUGGUGUUGGAACACGUCUUGCUGUCGCACAAGGUAGCGCUCACAGACAAACAACUGCGCAUCAUUGUCCAACGAGACAACAAGCGGAUUCAAUCGGAUGCGUCCAGCUGGAGGAACGAACGGGCCGAUUUUCAGCAAGUUGUCGGGCUCCAAUCGACUUUGACGUUGCUGCGGACCCAGCAACUAGCGCAGCCACACCAGCCUUUGUACGAGCCCAAAGUGUACAAGUUUCUCAUUCAAGCGCUGCCUUCGCAAUCCCAAGUCGCGUCGUUUGAGCUGGACAUUACGCACUUUGUAAACCAGAACGCUUCGGUUAAGUUGACUCCAAUCACCGGGUUGGACGCCAAUGCCUCUCUGACUCUGUCUGUGCGUUGCCACCCUAUGAACCCUAAACCAGAGCCCCUGGCUGCUUCGUCCACUACCAACCCUGGCCAACGAAGCAGUUCGAUUCAAAUGACCAGCAACAACCAGACCACCCCGGGCACUCGAUCCUCGUCCAACGCUAGCUACACGGGCGGCAAUUCCUCUUCUAAGCGCGAUCAUUCCCGAGGAGGUCCAUCAAGCGUCCAUACGCGGAGUUCUGGGCCCGUGCGGUCCAGUAACCUCACCGACACAUCGUCGUUAUUCCAGGGCGGCCAACCCCUCGAUUCGGCCAGCGAAUACGCCGAAGACCUCGUGCACGUGAACCAAGUUCUAGUGAAAAGACUCGCGGAACUCGAAUCACAAGUGAAACAGCGCGACGAUGCUGUGACUGCCACCAACAACUCGAUGGAGCUACUCCGUCGUGAACUGGACGAGCUGCGGCUGCGCGAGGCGGGCGAGACCACGCGGGGACUGCAGCUCAAGGCGUGGAACCUGGCAUUGCUUCAGGAGUUUGAAAUGCUCCAGUUACAACAACACCAAAUUCGAGCUGGCGCGCCCCCCACGCUUGUGGAUGUCGACUUAUUGCAGCGCCUCCAAGCGUUAACUGCCGAAGUGUCGUAUCCGUCGGAAAACGACGAGCCAGAGCCCGAAAUCGGCGGCGGGAGCGACGGCAUCGAGACGAGCUCAGACGACGAAGACUCGAAUUUCAAUUAUGACCCGACGGCCCAGAGCGACGACGAAAUCGGUGGAUUUAUCUCGACUGACGUGGUGGCUUCUGCUGCGGCCACCAAAGCACUCGUGGAAGACCUCCAACAGCUCUUGGCGCGCAACCAACGACUCGUUCAAGACACGAAGCUGCUGAUUUAUGCGGCCAGCGACGCGCCAUUGGCUCCAGACUUGGCCCCCCCGGAUUUGUCGGCCAAUAUUGACAUCCACAGCCAACGCCAACGCACCCAGGAGCUCGAGGCGCAGAACAAAUUGCUGCAAGCGAUGACCGCCCAUCAUUUGAACGAGCGGACGACGUUUGACGCCCGACAGCGCGAACGCAUUGAGAUGGCUGAAAUGGCCACGGAAGAAGCCAGAAUGUGGCAAGUCCGGCACGACCUAGUCUCGCGUCGGCCGCCACUUCCAGCAACUCCACCAACGGUGGUGUCGCCAGUACUGGUUACUCCACUUGCAGUGCAGCCUGCUACGGUUGUACCCCCCGCUGUAGCUGCUGCCGAGGAAGCCCCCCCGACGCCAGUGUCGGAAAUAUCAAAGCGGCGGUCGGCUGGGGCCUCGAAUGAGCUCGCCAAGCACGUUCAAAUGCUCAAACAAGAAAACCUCGCGUUAAAAUUCAAGAAUACAACGUUGGAAAGCUAUCAAGAAAAGUACGAAGAAUGUGAAAAGGCCCGCAAACGACUCGAAGUGCGUCUCAUGGCGCAGACCGACGGAGCCGACCGCACCCGCGAAGUGUUCUCGCGCAUUCCCAAGGUCGACGACGACGAUGACAUCUCCCAGAUCACGCUGCAGUGCGCCGCCGAGUUGGACAUGCAGCUGAAUGUGCUCAAGGAACUGAGUCGGACGCAAACCAUGCGCAUUGAAACCAUGAACGACGAACAUGCCAAGCUGCGGCUCGACUUUGCCCAGCACAUUCACGUGAUGAAGACGCGCGUGGUGCAACUGGAAGCGUCGAUGAAUCGACAACACGAACGAAUAGCAUCCAACUAAGAUUCGAGUAAUUUAGAGUAUAUUGGGAUCCA
Messenger RNA from Aphanomyces astaci, 2311 nucleotides. RefSeq lists its product as hypothetical. The coding region runs from base 108 to 2279 and encodes 723 amino acids. The record is from RefSeq and is a predicted model, not a curated record. NCBI's taxonomy places the organism in Eukaryota, Oomycota, Saprolegniomycetes, Saprolegniales, Verrucalvaceae. The transcript has 6 exons.